Messenger RNA from Drosophila sechellia, 1719 nucleotides. It is a transcript of the gene Ugt37B1, whose product is annotated as UDP-glycosyltransferase family 37 member B1. Gene Ontology annotation, molecular function: UDP-glycosyltransferase activity. The record is from RefSeq and is a predicted model, not a curated record. The coding region runs from base 15 to 1622 and encodes 535 amino acids. Lineage: Eukaryota; Metazoa; Arthropoda; Insecta; Diptera; Drosophilidae. The transcript has 2 exons.
GUCGUUGUGGUCAAAUGGGUGGAAUUUUGAGGUGCCUCGCCCUCCAGAUAGUGGUUCUGAUUGCCGGAGCCCAUGGAGCCAACAUUCUGGGUCUGUUCACCAGCCUGAGUCCGUCGCACUUGGUCAUCCAGAUGUCGAUGGCCCGGAUUCUAGCCGAGAGGGGGCACAACGUGACUGUAGUGACGGUCCUAAAACCACCGUCUUUACACAAGGAUAUCAACCACAUUCUGGUGCCAAUGGAAGAGGAUAUCCUGCAGGCAUUCGGUUCUCUGGUCGGUGGAAUGACAAAGACGGACAAUAGCAAUGCAUAUACGUCCAUGUUUCGAUCGGUCAGACAGUUGUCCGAGACGUUCUCCAGGAUGGGUGAUGUGAUGAAGCAGCCGUUGGUUAGAGAUCUCUACGAGCACCCGGACAACAAGUUCGAUUUGGUCAUGGUGGGCUACUUUAUGAACAGUUAUCAACUGGCCCUGGCCCACAAACUGAAGGUUCCGCUGGUGUUGGCCCUUUCAAACCCGCCAUCGUUUUUGGGAUACUUUUUGGGCAACCCCUGGGAAGUCUCAUAUGUGCCUGCCAUGAAUAUGGCCAUUGAAAGUGGCAAACCCCUGGGCAUUGGACACCGUAUGCUCAACCUGCUGGGAAACUUGGCACAGCGGCUGUUCAUGUUCAUAAUUGAGUUUCGGAAUGCCAGGAUCUACAGAGAUAUCUAUGGCGACGAUCCCACUCUGCCCAGCUAUGAGGACUUGAACAAAAACAUAUCGCUCAUCUUCUUUGCCUCGCAUGGGAUUAGCGAAGGGCCCAUUCGUCCCAAUGUGCCAGCUGUGAUCGAGAUCGGAGGAAUACAAGUCAAGGACCAACCCGAUAAGCUGCCACAAAACUUGGAACAAUUCCUGAGCGAAGCUCCACACGGAGCUAUUCUACUCAGCCUGGGAUCCAACCUAAAGAAGGACCAUUUGAAGUCAUACACAGUGCAGAAAAUGUUUAAUGUGCUCUCGAAGCUGCAGCAGAAGGUGAUCUGGAAGUGGGACGACCUGGAUAACUUACCGGGAGAGUCGGAUAACAUACUCUACUCCAAGUGGGUGCCGCAGGACGAUGUCCUGGCACAUCCGAACAUAACGCUGUUCAUCAACCACGCGGGAAAGGGCGGCCUAACGGAGGCCCAGUAUCAUGGCAAACCCAUGCUGGCCCUACCAGUUUUCGGUGACCAGCCCUCCAAUGCGGAUGUUAUGGUGAUGCAGGGCUUUGGAAUCAAGCAAAGCAUCCUCACCCUGGAGGAGGACAGCUUCCUGCAGGGCAUUCGAGAGGUACUCGAUAAUCCCAAGUAUGCCACUGCCGUCAAGUCGUUCUCCACUCUCUACCGGGAUCGUCCAUUGAGUGCUCGGGAGACCCUGAUCUACUGGGUGGAGUACGUGAUCCGCCACCACGGAGCUCCGCACAUCCAGAGUCCGGUGGUGCACAUGAGCUACAUAGCAGCCAAUAACCUGGACGUCUAUGCUGUGAUCCUCGGAACGAUUGUUGCUCUCUGCUUUAUUACUAAAUUAGUGUUAAGUUUAAUUGUUAGAAAAAUUAGGAACAAUUCUACAAAGGCAAAAGUUAAUCAGAAUCAUAAGCUCAAGAAGAAAUAGAGCUAGUACUGCAAACUAUUUAUAACAAAAAGUUGCCCACCUCCAGCCAAAUAGUUACUAAUAGAGCAAGAUUAUAAAUAUUUAUAUUAAAUUCAAA